This is a messenger RNA of Spinacia oleracea (spinach), 1260 nucleotides long. Its product is annotated as ribosome biogenesis regulatory protein homolog. Gene Ontology annotation, biological process: ribosome biogenesis; endonucleolytic cleavage in ITS1 to separate SSU-rRNA from 5.8S rRNA and LSU-rRNA from tricistronic rRNA transcript (SSU-rRNA, 5.8S rRNA, LSU-rRNA); ribosomal large subunit biogenesis. NCBI's taxonomy places the organism in Eukaryota, Viridiplantae, Streptophyta, Magnoliopsida, Caryophyllales, Amaranthaceae. The record is from RefSeq and is a predicted model, not a curated record. Bases 89 to 1123 code for a protein of 344 amino acids. Gene Ontology annotation, cellular component: nucleus; nucleolus; preribosome, large subunit precursor. Gene Ontology annotation, molecular function: protein binding. The transcript is spliced from 8 exons.
GGCUUGGUUUUUUCACAGUCAAGAAAGAAAGAGUUAAGUUGAAGCUCCCCCUUUUUUGAGCUCACAAAUUUGAGAAGAGAGAGAAAUAAUGGCGGAGAUUGAAAACCAGAAAGGAUUUCAAAUUGAUUUGGGGAAUCUUUUCGCUUUUAACCCUAAUCACUAUUUCCCUGUUAUCCCAUCUUCAAGGGAGGAGUUGGUGAAAGAAUGCCUGGAGAAGGGAACAGAACUAGCACAAGCAAUUGCAGAUUCCCUCUUCAACUUGCCUGCUACUGAAGAUGUUGAUGGACCCAUUGUCAAAUUGCCUCCACCGACUACUAGACUUCCUAGGCAGAAGCAUCUCCCCAAAGCACAGCCACAAACAAAGUGGGAGGCUUUUGCACAGAAGAAGGGCAUAAAGAAGCGCAAGAAAGACAAAAUUGCAUAUGAUGAAAGGACUGGUGCUUGGAAGCGCACCUACGGGUAUGAUCGUGCAAAUGAUAAAGAUGAUAUUCCUAUUAUUGAUGCCAAGCCAACUGAUGAGCCUGGCUUGGAUCCUUUUGCAAAGCGAAAAGCUGAGAAGAAGCAGCGAGUAGAGAACAAUGAGAAGAAUCAUUUGAAGAAUCUAAAGGUGGCUUCAAAGAUUGGUGCCCUGCCGAGCCAUGUUCAACUAGCUGCUACAGCAUUGCCCAUAAGUGGAAGUCAUGCCGCUCCAAAGAAACUCAACAAAACUGAACUAGAGGAAGUUGCUGGUGCAGCUGCAACAUCCACAGCUAGUAUCGGGAAAUUUGACAAAAAAUUACCUGGAGAAAAGCCAUUAAAAAACAAAGGGAAACAUCGAAAGUUUCUACCUGUUGCACAAGGAAAGGGUAUGGGUUUGCAAGAGAAAGAACAAACUGAUAAGAUUCUGAACAAGCUCUUCUCCAAGCAUUCUCACGAGUCACUUAAUGUCAACAAGGCUGUUAGAAAUAUCAAUUUGCAGCAGGAGAAGCAGCAACAAAGGAACAAACGAGACAAGGGUUCCUCAAGUAAGUUGGAUCCGAAGAAAAAAUCUUUCAAGAAAUCCCCAUAUAAAGGAUCUUCAAACAAGGGAUCUUCAAACAAGGGAUCUUCAAAGAAGGGGUCAUUUAAAUCAAAAUCAUCUUAGAACUGUUUAAUCUUAGACAACCACAAAAAUUCUCCGUAAGCUACUUCUCUAAGUUUAAUAUCAUACAUGUGUAUGUAUGUAGUAGUAUGAGACAUCAAAAUUUUGGCUAUUUAUGCAAUUCCAAUUCGAGUUUGUUA